This is a messenger RNA of Branchiostoma belcheri (Belcher's lancelet), 1246 nucleotides long. RefSeq names its product enolase-phosphatase E1-like. The coding region runs from base 90 to 1181 and encodes 363 amino acids. The record is from RefSeq and is a predicted model, not a curated record. The transcript has 2 exons. Lineage: Eukaryota; Metazoa; Chordata; Leptocardii; Amphioxiformes; Branchiostomatidae.
CCUCCCCACCCCCUCCCAGACCCGACUCAGCCCAGGGGAAAAGACGUAAGAAGUCCACCGACGAGGGUCCGCCAAGUAGUUCUCUAGAAAUGACAACAAAGAACAUAGCUCCCUCAAGUCCAGAGGCCACAGACCUACCCAGUAAAAGUCAUGCAGACGAUAAAGAUAAAGAAAAGGCCCCUACAGAUGAUUGCGUUAAAACACAUAAGCCAGAGAAGGAAGUAGAAAAACCCUUGACUAAAGGCUCAGCUCCUACGGCUGUUGAGGAGAAAGAUAAAACUGUAUCCACAAGAGACAACAGUGGAGAAGUAGAACCAAUAGGAGAUAAAAUAAAAGUCAUUGAUCACGACACUCAAGACAGAAGCGUAGCACUGCCAAAAGACAAGUCUACAGCAAGCGUAGUUGAAACAGAAAACACAACAGCAGGAAAAACAGGCAAAACUGUAGCUUCUGCAUCAGAUACAAGUGCUAAAGCAAGUGUAGCUUCAAGUGGAGGUGGUAAAGAGACAGUGACAGCCACAGAAAAAGCUGUAGGAGAGACAGAAGAUACCAGCACCAACAAAACGUGUGAGAUAACUGAAUCUAAAGAUACCACUACAGCUGACCACAAAGUCAAAGAAAAAACAGAAACUAAAUCUAAAUCUGUUGAAUCGAAAAAAGAUGAAGACAGUCAAGAGCCCAAAGAAAAGCUCCUAGAGCCAUCAAAGUCUACAGAGGAAGAUGUAGCUAAGACCCUACCUGAAGAAGAUGAAGUCUCUUUGCCUGAUUCCUCUAAAGACACACGUGAAGAUGCCAAGACCCAGUCUGUCACUUCUGAGGAAAAAGCCACUGAUAAACCCAAAGUACAGCCUCCAGUGUCUUCUCCUGUUGAGGAGUAUGAUGACCCCCGCACCCCUCCCACCCCCACACAAGAUGAACAGUUUGAGUACGAGCCACUAAACACAGAGACAGCCUACUCCAUACCUAUAGUCGCCCUGCAGUCUUCAGCAGCUGAGACAUCAGAUGCUGCAGGACCAUCUGCCAAAGAGGAGGAGCCAAGGGAAUACUCAGAAGAUGCAAAGAGUAAGAGGAGUGACUCCCCUGCCAGCCAAUCAUCAUCCAGGUCACAUGGGAAGGAGGAUGAACAGAAGGGGGACAGGAAGAGAGGGGGAAAGACUUCAACUGAAACUAGGUACAGGUAGAAUUCCUCUUACAGUUGGCAGAGGAACUUUUAAAACAUAUUCUUACGAAAUAAAGAGACUAAACU